This is a messenger RNA of Hibiscus syriacus, 979 nucleotides long. RefSeq lists its product as uncharacterized. The transcript has 4 exons. NCBI's taxonomy places the organism in Eukaryota, Viridiplantae, Streptophyta, Magnoliopsida, Malvales, Malvaceae. Bases 492 to 746 code for a protein of 84 amino acids. The record is from RefSeq and is a predicted model, not a curated record.
ACCCAAAGAAGGCAGUCAAGUUUUCCCGCAAACCCCAAAACAAGCUUCAUCACUGCAGUCGAAUUGAAGCCGGAGAACUCUGGAAAAAUGGAAGCAACGAAAUCAAGAAGAAAACCCAGCAAAAGGAAACCAUUCACUGAUCUCACCAACGCAGCCCCAUCGUCUCUGCCUUCUUCAAUCAAACCCCCAACCAAAUCUUCACACUCUUUGUCUCUUAAAUCCCUUUUCAACGACAACCCCAAUGCUCAUCUUAACUCCAACUCCAAUUUCACUGCAACCGGAUCCCCAAUCAAUGAUAAUGUUAACAGUAAGAAAAAUAAGGAAGACACGGUAAAAGGUCCAAGUAACGAGGCAAACCCUAGCUCAACCCUGUCUCCGCCGCCCAAAACGCCUUCUGUUUCAGGCGAUGGUGAUUCUGUACUUUCCGAGCUGUCUACAGUUUACAAAAGAAGACAGACUGCUGAAAAAGGAAGACCAAAGGGAAGGGGAUUAUGGAACCUACCAGUUGCUCUCUUGAAACAAGAAUGCCAAACUUAAGGAAGAAAACAUAUGGAGAUGGUGAUAUUCGACUCUCCAAAUCAUGUCCGAUGCCUUGUAGAAAGAAACAACGCCGAGAGAAGGGUGAGGUAAAUGCUUCAAAGCAUGAGUUGCCCCAAGAUUUCAUUGACAAACAGAGAGCCUAUUUUGCGGAGAUUGAUGCAUUUGAACUGGAAGAGGAGGUAGCAUCAGCUGAUGAGUCGGAAUAGAUGAAACAAAUGUAUAUAGCUGAAUGAUUUAGGUGAAUACAAUUUAGGUGCUUUAAUCCUGUAAUCUUCAUCUGAUGGGUUACCGAUAAAUUUCAUGUAAUUACCACGUUACCAAGUCAUAUCAGAUGCUUGAGUCUUCACCAUCCUAUCUCUUGUAGUAGUCUAGUUUACAGCAUUGGUAUAUUGUAGUUGACGGUUAGUUAAAUCUAUGUGAAGCUAAAUUGUAGUUUAUA